CCUGAACCGAGGGUGGUUUGGAGAAAAAGAGACAAUACUGGAAAUAUCGUUCAUGCGAGGCCAAGAUCAAGCAGGAAUCAUUCAGAUAAGGCUGAUCACAUUCGGAAGACUGAUCCUCCCUUCAUUGCUCCUGACCCUAACUGUGAGGUGGCCUUUACUCCAGAGACUGUUGAGUGUUUUCUACAAGAUCUCCAACACUCACUAAGUGAAUUCUCUGGUGAUGAAGCAUCACCUCUUGAAACCCCAAGAGAUCCUCUUCUGGCUUCCUCAAACUGGAGCAAAAGACAAAGUCUCUUUUCAGAGAGGUGGAGGGCAGAGAGACCCCGCCUGGUAAACACGGCUGCGGAAAGGGAACAUGUGGCAACAGUGUGGGAGUAAUCCAGCGGCUGUCCGGUGUUGUGACUGUAGACCACGUCCCUUCUUCUGUGCUGAAUGUGACGUCAGCAUGCACACCAGACAUGUUCUUCACAACAGAGAUGCCAUGACUGCUGGAUUCUUCCAACCAUUGCCUCCAACAACUUACGUGGUGGAUAAGGCUCUUUCCCAUUGUGUCCGGCUUGUACCUGUGGAGAUGCCUGACAAAAUCUGUGGUUGCUCACCAGAGUCAUUGAGGGUUAGUCCAGGAAAGACUGUUGCUCUGGUCACAAUGAAUGGACGACAUGAUCUAAGCAUGCCCGAGUUAAUUUGUGAGGCAUGCCAAGCCACUUGGACUUCUGGAGUCGCUGACCUAAACAGAAGUGACUACUGGCCUGCAACCCUUCAAUUUGCCACAGUUUAUGCCACAGAUGUCUUUUUUUCAUUUGAAGAAAUGAAGAUGGCGGCACCAGGACUGUCCUGCCAAGCAUUUUUAAGAAUGCUGAAUCAGCGAACUGUCCGCUUUGGUCGUACUGGCAAGAUCUCAGCGGACAGUUUUCUGAAAAGUUUUUUUGAGUGGGAGGCUGUGCGAUUUGAGUUGGACAAUAUGUGCAAGGAAGAACCCUUUAACCAGGGACAUCUGAGGAACAGGCCAUCUUUGAAGACGUCUUCAUUGCCAAGGAUGAAGACGUCAGUGGAAGAGGUGUUUGUGGAGGUGAGUGGUCAGCAGCCAGAGAGACCUCACAAAGAUCUGCCAGCAAGGUAG
This is a messenger RNA of Pimephales promelas (fathead minnow), 1120 nucleotides long. Lineage: Eukaryota; Metazoa; Chordata; Actinopteri; Cypriniformes; Leuciscidae. The record is from RefSeq and is a predicted model, not a curated record.